Molecule: messenger RNA, 1269 nt
Organism: Aureobasidium vineae
Lineage: Eukaryota; Fungi; Ascomycota; Dothideomycetes; Dothideales; Saccotheciaceae
Source: the annotation of a GenBank genome assembly
AUGGCCCCGUACAACAGCCACUACGGCACUCGCUACGACCCUGUGGGAAGCCAGUACAAUCAGCAACACCACCAGAAUUAUUAUACCCCAAACUCCCAGCAGCCCGCGACGCAGCAGCGACAGACGACCCAGACUCCUCAGCCCCAGCCGUCUGCUCCACCUGGAUACCAACCCUCAUACACUGCAGGAUACUCGAAUCAGCCCUACUACAACUAUCAGUCAACAGAGAGCCGCGCUGCCGAGACGCUGAGCCACCUGAGCGCACAGGAGCAUACAACCUCUCGCUCAAACCCCUCGUGGAACACGUCCGACCGCCCUUCGAGUCAGCAGCACGACUCUUCAGCCACAACCUCGACUUCCUGGCACAACGAUGAUCGACGAACCGCCAAUCCUUCUCCGCUCUAUCAGCAGGAACAACGACCAGCGACCACUGCUGCCAACUAUAGCCCUGCGCAAUCUUAUACCCAGCCAGCAACCAACACUGGUACAUAUUCAUACUCUUCAUGUACCCAGUCAGAGCGGCCACGAGCUCAGACGACCACAUCCAACCAGCCGACCUCCUACGACUACUCUGCCUCCAACUUCCGCCCUUCUAGUUCCUGUACCGCUCGCCAGCAACAAUACCCCAGUGGUCCUCGCUCGAGCAUCUCCUCAGUCGCAUCGACCGCCCCUCGCGAUCAUCACUUGUCAGCAACCGCAUCACACACGUCCGCUAACGUCGGUCAACCGCGUGCCCCAAGUGUCACUCCGAGCUCGAUCCAGCAACGUGCCAGUUCUUCAUACGCCCGCCAGUCCAAUCCUCCCGAUCAGGGCUACGGUUCUGGACCCACCACCGUAGAUCCUGUUCAGGUCUACGACCCUUGGCCAGAGCAGCAGCGCAAACUUGCAGAAGCACGACGAAAGGCUGAAGCCGAAGAAAAGCGAAGACAAGAGGAAGAGGCAAAGAUCAAGGCAGAGGAAGAAGCGAAACGCAAGGCCGAAGAGGAGGUGGAGCGAAAAGCUGAAGAAGAAGCAAGGAUAAAGGCAGAAGAAGAAGCUCGCAAAAAAGCAGAAGAGGAAGCGAAACUAAGAGCAGAAGAGGAGGCUAAACGCAAAGCUGAAGAAGCAGCAGCAAAGCGCAAGGUUGAAGAAAAGCGCAAGGCCGAGGAGAAGCGCAAAGAGGAAGCCAAGAAACAAGAGAGCUUGCGCCUUGCGCGAGAGNGAAGAAGCCAAGCGAAGGCAAUACCAACAUCUCCGGAACAUGGCUUCCCAGCAACGUCAACCGCCUGA